Molecule: messenger RNA, 543 nt
Organism: Lactuca virosa
Lineage: Eukaryota; Viridiplantae; Streptophyta; Magnoliopsida; Asterales; Asteraceae
Source: the annotation of a GenBank genome assembly
AUGAGUUCAUGGGCAUCACACGUGACGGUGCUGAAUCACCCAUCUACCGGCACAUAUUUGUCUCAUUGUAGGUGGAACUCUACAUUGGUGAGCAUUAAACACGGUGAUCUGAUGAUUGGGUGGCUGCUAUAUACGAAGCAGAGGAUAAAUGUGACAGUAUUAAGCAAUGAGAUAGGGGUGGCAGUGAAGUUGUUGGUGGCGGGGAAAAGAGGAGAGAAGAGGGGUCGCCAACUACAAGGGGCAGGGGUCGUGGUGGAAAGGGAAGGGGUAGGGGAAGGUCCAGGGCAUUUCUGGGAAUGGGUAUGGGCAAGGGGGGGGUAUGAUGAUGGGGGUGGGAUUUCCCAAGGGGCAGAGGAAGAGGACGAAGUUUCAGAGGUCGUGGAAGGGGAAAUUACAAUAAUGCCCCUGCUUAUGUGGAUGAUCAUUAUGAUGGAGGAUUUAAUCAAGAACCACCCAUGCAAGGAUGUGGACGUGGGAGGGGACCACGUGGCAGGGGACGUGGGUUUAGAUCAAAUGGGCCGAUCCGGUCAGCAACAACAGUGA